Messenger RNA from Drosophila innubila, 3991 nucleotides. It is a transcript of the gene flfl, whose product is annotated as serine/threonine-protein phosphatase 4 regulatory subunit 3. The record is from RefSeq and is a predicted model, not a curated record. NCBI's taxonomy places the organism in Eukaryota, Metazoa, Arthropoda, Insecta, Diptera, Drosophilidae. Gene Ontology annotation, biological process: protein dephosphorylation; DNA damage response. Bases 494 to 3610 code for a protein of 1038 amino acids. The transcript has 9 exons. Gene Ontology annotation, molecular function: protein phosphatase activator activity. Gene Ontology annotation, cellular component: protein phosphatase 4 complex; nucleoplasm.
ACGUCUUGUCAAACAAUAUGGCGUCAGCACAGCACAAAAUCGUCGUCGUCUCGGUUGGAACAGCGUCCGUUCCGCGAAAAAUUGUAAAAUAAAAAGUAAACCGUAAAUAUAUGGUAAAUAAAGUGUUGGAAACAGUAAAUAUGCGCAAACGCAAAUUGUAUAUACUUUAAACAAAUGUGAAAAGGCGCAGCCGACAGCAAAAACAAGGAAUUGCAACUUUUGCAGUGUGCAGAUAAAAUAUCACAACGUAAGAAUAUAACAUGGAUAUGCAAGUGCAGGGUAGAGAUUAGUCGAAUACUUUGAAUUUAAAAUUCAAUAUCCUAAUUUAAUUGUAAUUAGUCUAGUAGACUAGCCCCCAAGCGCGGCUACAAGCCACAACCGCAAGAAGCACGUGAGACUUAGAAAACACGAUCUUUGUGCAUAAAAUAUAAUAAUUUCAAAUAAAAGAAGAAAAAACUACAAGAAGAGGACUUGUUAAUUAAAAACCAAAACCAUGACGACUGACACCCGCCGACGUGUUAAGCUCUAUGCACUGAAUGCAGAACGGCAAUGGGAUGAUCGUGGCACUGGCCACGUCUCUUCCACUUAUGUGGAGCGUCUCAAGGGCACAUCUUUGCUGGUGCGCGCCGAAUCGGAUGGUUCCUUGCUGUUGGAGAGUAAAAUACAACCGGAUACGGCCUAUCAAAAGCAGCAGGAUACGUUAAUUGUCUGGUCGGAGGGCGAUAAUUUUGAUCUGGCUCUGAGUUUUCAGGAGAAGGCUGGUUGUGACGAAAUCUGGGAAAAGAUAUGCCAGGUGCAAGGCAAAGAUCCUUCGGUGGAAAUCACACAGGAUAUUGUCGAGGAAUCGGAGGAUGAACGCUUUGAGGAUAUGUCAGAUACGGCGCCACCGAUUGAAUUGCCGCCGUGUGAAUUAUCACGGCUCGAGGACAUCUCCGAAACAAUACAGAGUUGUUUAUCGACGCCGUUGCGCAAGGAAAAGCUAUCGAUGGCCCUGGAGUCGGAGAACUACAUCAAGAAGCUUCUAAAUCUAUUUCACGUUUGUGAGGAUCUCGACAACACUGAGGGACUUCAUCAUCUAUUUGAGAUCUUCAAAAAUAUAUUCUUGCUUAAUAAGAACGCUCUGUUCGAGAUUAUGUUUGCCGAUGAUACCAUCUUUGAUGUGGUCGGCUGCCUGGAGUAUGAUCCCAGUGUGGCUCAGCCAAAGAAGCAUCGACAAUAUCUAAAGCAGUGGGCCAAAUUUCGUGAAGCGGUUCCCAUCAAAAAUCAGGAUCUAUUGGCCAAGAUCCAUCAAACGUUUCGUGUGCAAUACAUACAGGAUAUAAUAUUGCCAACGCCGUCGGUAUUUGUCGAGGAUAACAUGCUAAACACAUUAUCCAGUUUUAUAUUCUUCAACAAAGUUGAGAUUGUCACACUUAUCCAGGAGGAUGAACGUUUUCUGCUCGAUGUCUUCACCCUGCUCACAGAUCCAGCAACUGGCGACAUUAAACGUCGUGAUAUUGUUCUGUUUCUCAAAGAGUUUUGCAAUUUUGCACAAAAUCUGCAGCCACAGGGCAAGGAUUCGUUUUAUAAAACCCUCACCUGCCUGGGCAUUUUGCAGGCUCUUGAGCUGACGCUGGUUAUGAACGACAACAAAACCAAGUCGGCAUCCAUAGACAUUCUCACGGCCAUCGUGGAAUUCUCGCCGCUUGUGGUGCGCAACUAUACUCUAAAUCAGGUCAAUCGACCAGAAGGCGAGCGUAUGUUGCUGAAUAUUGCCAUUGAACAAAUGUUGAACGAUUCGGAGCCAGAGCUAGGAAUUGCAGUACAGUUGAUGGGCAUUAUCAAGAUCUUGUUAGAGCCCGAAAACAUGUUGACUGAGAAGGGCGACUUUUUGAACUUCUUUUACAAGUAUAGCGUACAAACGCUAGUUGCUCCUUUGAUGCUCAACACGAUGGGCGAUCGUCCUCAGAACGAGGAUUACCAGACUGCACAGCUGCUCGGCAUUGUGCUGGACAUUUUGUCAUUUUGCGUUGAACAUCAUAGCUAUCAUAUUAAGAAUUUCUUGUUGCAAAAAGAUCUCCUCAAACGAAUUCUUGUGCUCAUGAAGAGCACACACACGUUCCUUGUACUUGGCGCUCUGCGACUUUUGCGCAAGAUAAUUGCACUUAAAGAUGAGUUCUACAACAGGCACAUUGUCAAAUGCAAUCUGUUUGCGCCUGUUGUGGAUGCCUUUAUUCGUAAUAAUGGUCGCUAUAAUCUAUUGGAAUCGGCUAUAUUGGAAUUAUUCGAGUUUAUAAAAAUUGAAGAUAUACGCACAUUGUGUGUAUACUUUGUGGAAAAUUUCAGCAAGAUAUUUGAUGAAAUCGAAUAUGUGCAAACGUUUAAAUACCUAAAGAAUCGAUAUGAUCAAUAUCAGGAUCGGCUCAAGGAUCGCGACAAGAUGGAGAAUCGCACUGAUGGAAGUCUACCCAUAAUUCGCAGUGGAGGACGCUUUCGUCGCGACCAGCGUCAAAUGGAGGAGGAGGAGGAGAUGUGGUUCAAUGAGGAAGAUGAUUUCUCCGAGGAAAUUGAUAGCUAUAACAAUGUCAUGAAAUCAGUCAGCGAAAAGAAUGGCCCGCAGCAAACACAAAAUGCGACGCAGCAACAGAAAUCAUCGCCGCCGCACAGCACGUCACCGCACAGUGGUGGUUUGUUGGGCAAUUUGAAUGCCACAGCGACUGCAACAGGAACAGCAACUGCAACUGCCACAGCCACUGCCACUUCAGUAUCAACGCCGGCGGCAAGUGGCAGCAGUAGCCCGGAAACGGCGACGACGAGCAGUGCCGAUGAGCAGGCUCAGGCUGCCGUGCAAUUGGCAGCGGCUGCUAAUAUUGCCCUGCAACAGCAACAGCAUUCAUUCCAGCAACAACAACAGCAGCAGCAACAGCAUACGUUGUCCCUGAAUAGCACACUUGUGGCAGCGGCUGCUGCUGCUGCCGUAGCAUCCACAUCGAAUGCGGCCGCUGCGGCGCAACUAGUAGAAAGCCAACAGCAACAACAACUGCAACAACAACAGCAGCAGCAACAACAACAGCCUGAAAUUGCAGAGCUGCAACAACAAUUAAACGCUGUUGUGCCACAAAAUCAAGAAUUGCUACUGUCAGCUGCAAAUAGCGCGUCAUCAUCGUCCUCUUCAUCAUCAUCAUCAUCAUCGUCGUCAUCAUCCACGUCAUCGUCACUGGAAGCAUCCAACUCAUCGUCAUCAUCAUCAUCGACGCUGUGCGACUCGGCGACAGUUGCUGCCGUGGCAGCAUCACAAUUUCUAACAACGAUUGCAACGGCCAUGGCUGCCUCAGUUACGGCGGCAGCCAGCACGCCCAGUCUUGCGUCCGCUGUGGCCAUCAACAAAGACAGCGCCGACAGUGAGCCACAAACACAGCAGACGUCACCCGCCACAGAUGUCAACGAUUCGCAGCUGAAACUAGACGGGGACAAGACAGCGCCUAGCGCCGAGUUGCCAACGGGCGGCGAUGCGGACAAGAUGACCAAAAAGGGACUGGUGGACUAUGAAAGCGAUUCUGGCGAGGAUGAUUAUGAGGAGGAUGAGGACUCGGAUGGCCCCCAAGCACAAAAGCGAGCGCGUAUUGUAUAGUAAGGGGGCACAUUAAAGCACAGCGGCAUCAAUUAUAAAAUAGUACAUACACACACACACCCCAUAUAUAUAUACACUACACACCCACGAAUGUAAGGGUUGAUCAGUGGGCGCAACAACAGCAACAUCAGUAACAACAACAACAGAUACAAUAAUUAUAAUAAACACAGCAGACAGCGGACAAAAAGAACAACAUUCAAACCAAUUAAUCAGCCCGUUAUUAAAUCGGGACACUCGGCGGAUGACAAGGAGGUGUAGGGAGAUAAGAGGAGGGCAGUAGAUCCUCAACAGAUCCUCGCCUCGAGAAGCGCUUAUGUUAAGAAGAACAAGCAAAAAUCAUAAAUUUAAAUUUUAGUCUAAAAACAUUUAUUUUAAAGAAAC